Molecule: messenger RNA, 1752 nt
Organism: Fusarium pseudograminearum CS3096
Lineage: Eukaryota; Fungi; Ascomycota; Sordariomycetes; Hypocreales; Nectriaceae
Exons: 3
Coding region: 1-1752 (583 amino acids)
Source: RefSeq, a predicted model, not a curated record
AUGGAGUGGCGCAAGUACGGUUCCGUCUACAAUCAUCCGAAACCUUACGGCUCUCUCGGUGCGUUUACCUUCCUUUCCGGAACUUUGCGACUUCAACUGCGCAGAGCAUAUAAGGAGCGCAUCUCCACCAACGUCACGACCCUUACCACCACCAAUCCCGAUGCAAGUAACGGCGUCAUCAACGGCCUUCUAUACGUCCCCGAUCUCGACAACAACCGCGAGUGCGACCAAUUACAGUACCAAUUCAUCCCUCGAAAUGUUACCCGUCGAAGCAACCUUCCCCCUCAAAAUUACAACCUCAUCGCUCUCGCCCCAUGGUUCAGCAUCGACUGUACCUUGUCUUACCUCGCUUCUGCGCGUCUCGACCCCAUUCGCGCUUUUAUCUUCUACAAACCCAACAAUUCUUCGAAUCAGCCUCAAGAUGCCGACUCGCCUGUUUGGAACCUGGAGGACGGUGGAGCUUGGAUGACCGCUAACAAGUAUCCCAUAUAUGCCAUUUCUGGCCAAGAAGGUCAAAAUAUGAUGAAACAGCUUAGUUAUUAUUCCGGCAGUGUGGACGACAUUCCUUACGGCGAGAACAUAAGCACGAUUUACGGCCCAAACCCGAGAGAUUAUGUCCGUAUUUGGACCGAACUAUCCGUUGAGGACGAAUCAGAUAUCCCUCCACUCUGGGCCUUCUUUCUUAUAGUUAUUGGUGCUUUACUGGCCAUAUUUGCGUUCGUGUCGAUAACUAUGCACCUGGUGCAGAGGCGGCGCCGCAUAUCACUCCGGAAAAGGGUCGAGUCUGGCGAAGUCGAUCUUGAAGCCAUGGGUAUAAAACGCCUUACAAUACCCACCACACAUAUCAAUAGUUUCCCAUUAUUCACAUACAACGCGGAUCCUGAAUCGACGGCACCGCCCCCGACGCCUUCAUCUACACGCCGCCAUCGAAGUCAUCGAGGGUUCGAUCAACAAAGCGUUCGAUCCGGUGUCAGUGUCCGAAGCAAACGAUCUGGUAUUGGAGCAACUGGCGACAAUGCUGCCACCAACUUCCAACCCAGUUGCCACAUCUGCCUUACCAAUUUUGAACAUCGAGUGACCAUCAUUCGAGAGCUUUCAUGCGGGCACAUAUUCCAUCCGGAAUGUAUUGAUGAGUUCCUGUCGAAAAACAGUUCCCUCUGUCCAAUGUGUAAGCAUUCGAUGUUACCAAGAGGCUAUAGCCCUAGAAUCACAAAUGGCAUGGUUCGUCGAGAGCGCGCCCUUAGCAAAUUACGUCAAAGAGUUGAUCUCGAGGAUCUUUCCGAGGAAGGCGAUAACACCAAGGUGAAGGACUGGGGUAAACGACUAUUCCGGACUUCGUCGUCGCCCUCAAGGCCCCCCUCAGCGCCCUUGAUUUCUUUGAAACUGCCUACAUUAAUACGACGACCUGCCGCAGAACCUGCUGCAACGGAAACGCAAGAAGGACCAGAGAGACAAUCCCCACCCAUUGGUCCCGCUGCACAGCCUGAGCAAGAAUCGAACAUCCGUCCGCCCGCCCCAACUACGACUCCAAGAACGAGAAGACCCAAGCCCAAGCGUCUGAAUAUGCUUCCAACACAGCCAGAAAAUUCGGAGAUGAGUACAGAGCCAACACCACGACGUGGUAGCCCGUCUUCCUUUGCUCGACAGCGUAUGCGCGAAAUUGCAGCCAAGAACGCACCCUUUGACGACCCCGAUUCUCAGAGGGCAAUCUGGCUGCGAGCGCUUUCCAAGGUUUUUCCUGGCUAUUUCUAA